Molecule: messenger RNA, 2710 nt
Organism: Pantherophis guttatus
Lineage: Eukaryota; Metazoa; Chordata; Lepidosauria; Squamata; Colubridae
Gene: MYADML2
Product: myeloid associated differentiation marker like 2
Cellular component (GO): membrane
Source: RefSeq, a predicted model, not a curated record
UGUGAGUCACUUGGGAAAAAGUGAUCAGUCGAGACAGAGAAGAAAAGUAAGAGUAGUGCAUCCGGAGUGCUUGAUGUGCAGAACUCAGCAGGGCAGGUUUGAUGGAUCGUAACUGCAGCACAGACAAAGACAGGUCAAUACUUUUACUGCAGAGGCAAGUCCGUCUCAAAAAGCUGUCAGAAACACAUACUAUGCCUGCCGCAUAAAUAACAGCCAGCAAAGAUUUGGGCAGAGGGGAUACAGAGCUUUUUCUCGUGGCACUUCCUACUUAGCCCCUGAGCUUCUGAUAGGACAAGGACAAGGGAAACGAGAUCCAACUACCGAAGGGAAUCUAGGACUUCCGAUCCAGCAAUGGAGAGAUCAAGUAAGACAUACCUCAACGUGGAUGCAGUGGCCUCUUGGGUGGGAGCUGUUCGACUCUUGCAGGCCAUGUUUGGAUGUACUACAUUCAGCCUUGUGGCCCACCGAGCGGGAUUCAGCGCGGCCUAUGGCUCUUUCUGUAUAUCGAUCUGGUGCUUUUGCUUUGCCGUCACCGUCUUCAUCCUCACCUGUGAGUUUACUCACCUCCAUAGCUACCUAAGCAUCUCCUGGGGGAAUUUCACAGCUGCCUUUGCCAUGCUCGCCACCCUCAUGUCCAUCACCGCCGCUGUGAUUUAUCCAGUCUACGUCCAGUUUGACUGCGAUUCCAAUAGUUGCGAGGUGAGAAACUUCCGCAUUGCCAGUAGUGUUUUUGCAGGGCUUCUGUUUUGGGCAUAUGCCGCAGAAGUGUUUUUAACUAGGGCCAAGCCAGGCCAGGUGACAAGUUACAUGGCCACAGUUACAGGCCUCUUGAAAAUUAUCCAAUCCUUUGUAGCUUGUAUAAUCUUUGGCGCUCUGGCGAAGGACAGCCAAUACAAUAAGUAUGCAGCUACCCAGUGGUGUGUGGCUGUUUACUGCUUCUGCUUUGUGGUGACUGUGGUUGUGGUGGCUCUCAACGUCACAGGAAAGACAGCAAUGCUGAAAUGCCCCUUUGAACGCUUUGUGGUCGUUUACACUUUCGUGGCUAUCCUGAUGUAUGUGAGCGCUGCAGUGAUAUGGCCGGUUUUCUGCUUUGAUCAUAAAUAUGGCUCUCCACAACGUCCCUACCAGUGUUCCCGAGCCAUGUGUUCAUGGGACAACCAAGUGGUCAUUACGGUAUUCACCUAUGUGAACCUAGUACUCUACAUGGUGGAUUUAGCAUACUCACAGCGUAUCCGCUUUGUCUCAGCUCACUAAUGCUCAGCUCUGAUGCUACAAGAAUCUUAAAUGACUCAAAAAAAUCAGAGAGUUCGGAACCAUUACAAAGCCAACAGUGUCACACAAAGUAUGAACUUGAGGUGGAUCCAUGGGGAAAAAUUGGAUGGUUUGAAAAAAACAUGUAACGUGGUCUGAUGGGCCAUAGAUGGAACAUCUUCAGUAUUCUAGCUCACAGACAGGUUUAUUGUAACAUCCAGUUCUGUUAGACCUAAUUCUACAAAUUCAGAAAUAGAUUUUGAGCCCUUAUUUGUUGGAAGGACUCCUGAGUAAUUUAAACUUUAGCAGAAAUGGAAUGACAGUCCAAAUGCCAGAAAAAAAGCAUCUGUCCAUCCUAAGAUAAAUUUUUGUUGAAGAGAAACAUAAUACCUUUUUAAUAAAUCUGAUAGGUAUUGUCAGCUAUUCCACAGUGGGAGGGAAGAAAAACUAAACCAUCAUGAAGAUAUUUUAAUUUCAACAUUCCUCCAGACAAAGGAGAAUUUCUGCAUGCAUGUGCUGGGUGGGGAGUAUUGGGGUAUUCUUGUUGGGAGCCUUUUGAAAAAUACGUUGACAUUGUAAUUGACAACUGCAACAGAAAGGCUAUGUUUUCAAAACAAUUACUUCCAGACUGUCCUUCUCAAUCCGCAGUCCUUCAAGAAGAAAGAAUCUGAGGAGACCUAAAUGCCUGUGGAAACUAUGGCUACCUGCAAGAUAUGUUUGCCUUUUAGAUCAAAGUAUACUAAUUCAGGCAAAUGAUUGUUAUGUGUGGUACAAACAUGAAGGCAGAUUUUCCCAACCUAUUUAGGUUUAAUUUAGGUUUCCUCUAAAUGUAGAGGUAAUCCUCGAUUUACGACCACAAUUCAGCCCAAAAUUCCAUUGCUAAGACAGUUGUUAAGUGAGUUUUGCCCCACUUAUGACUUUUUGCUACAGCGAAUCACUGAAGUUGUUAAGUUACUAACGUGGUUGUUAAAUGAAUCUGGCUUCCUCAUUGAUGUUGUCUGUCAGGUGGUGGCGAAAGGUGAUCACAAGAUCCCGAGAUACUGCAACUUUCAUAAAUACAUCCAAAAACAUCCAAAUUUUGAUCACAUGACCAUGGGAUGCUGCAAUGGUCAUAAGUGGUCAUAAGUGUGAAAAAUGGUCAUAGGUCACUUUUUUCAGUGCUGUUGUAACUUCAAACGAUCACCAAACAAAUGGUUGUAAAUUGAGGACUACUUACAUUGGGACAAUAACUCUCAGAGUUUCCAGAUAUACUGAAGAAGUUGUGUGCCUUGUCAUUUAAAAAAGACCUGUAUACUUUUAUAAUGAAUUCAAUGAAGUGCCUGUUGCCUGAAAUAUGCUUGUUCUUAAAUUACAGCUGAGAAGUCGUUUGCAAAAACAAUCUUGAUGCAAAUAAUAAUACAAUAGUUGAUAUCCUACAGUGUGAAACAGUAUUUAAAUAAAUUUAUUUUAAAGAAAUUGA